This is a messenger RNA of Fusarium pseudograminearum CS3096, 2250 nucleotides long. RefSeq lists its product as uncharacterized. The coding region runs from base 1 to 2250 and encodes 749 amino acids. Gene Ontology annotation, molecular function: superoxide-generating NAD(P)H oxidase activity; calcium ion binding. The transcript has a single exon. Gene Ontology annotation, biological process: superoxide anion generation; defense response. Gene Ontology annotation, cellular component: NADPH oxidase complex; plasma membrane. NCBI's taxonomy places the organism in Eukaryota, Fungi, Ascomycota, Sordariomycetes, Hypocreales, Nectriaceae. The record is from RefSeq and is a predicted model, not a curated record.
AUGGCUGCAGCCCAUCGCCAUCGCAAAUCCGUUGCUGCAGAUCACCCUGUCCGUUCCUCCCAAAACGUCGAAUUUCUCACCGACAAAGAGAUCUCCGACUUCCUCGACGACCUCGACCACGAUAACGAUGGACACAUAAACUACGAAGAAGUCGAGCGAAAACUCGACCAGGAACAUGCCAAUCUAGUCCCCAAGCCGAGUGCCCACCAUGUCAUCAGCACAGACCACAGCGACGAUGACCGCACUCGCCAUGCCUUUCUGCGAAGGAUGAUGGGUGAUUCAGGUGUGGAUCGAAUUCCGAGAGAUGAGUUUGCCAAGAUGGUAAAGGAGUGGAAGAUUCCGUCGCUCAAGCAGGCGAAGAAGGAAGAGGACGAGGAUAAGAGUUAUAUCAAGAGACUGCCCGGCUGGAGACGAAUUCGUUCGUACUGGGCUGUCCACGGGCCAGAGAUUGUCUUCCUCGGUGUUGUCAUCAGCAUGCAGCUGGCAUUUGGAAUAUGGCAGCUGGUUAAGUACCAAACGACACCUGGCUACCGCGCUGGAUUUGGCUGGGGCGUCGUCAUGGCCAAGACCUGCGCCGGAGCUUUGUAUCCGACCUUCUUCUUUCUGAUUCUCAGCAUGUCGCGAUACUUUUCUACGUGGCUGCGCAGGUCGUACCACAUUUCGCGCUUCUUCAACUGGGAUCUUUCGCAGGAGUUCCAUAUCAGGAUAUCCUGUGUUGCUAUUCUGCUCGCGACGUUGCAUGCCAUCGGGCAUUUAACUGGAUCAUUUGUUCACGGUAGCGAUCCAGCGAAUGAGGAUGCGGUGGCAGAGGCACUUGGUCCUGAUAAGGUUCCUCGCCCUUACAUCGACUAUGUUCGAUCUCUACCCGGUUUCACUGGUAUCACUGCUCUCGGCCUCUUUUGGACCCUCUGUCUGCUUAGUAUCCCACAGGUUCGACGAUGGAACUAUGAGAUCUUCCAACUUGGCCACUUGCUCAUGUUUCCCAUCAUUGGUCUUAUGAUGGCUCAUGGAACAGCAGCGUUGCUUCAAUGGCCCAUGUUCGGCUACUUCCUCGCCUUCCCCACACUUUUAGUCCUCGUGGAGCGUUCUGUCCGUGUUGGUCUCGGAUUUCACCGCAUCAAAGCGACCAUGAAGGUACUGGACAAGGAGACUGUUGAAAUCACAGCAAUCAUCCCCAGUGAACGUCUCUGGAAGUACAAGGCUGGCCAGUAUAUCUUCCUGCAAGUUCCCAAGAUCAGCUUCUUCCAAUGGCACCCAUUCACUGUGUCUUUCUGUCGCGGUAACAAGAUGAUGCUGCACAUCAAGACAGAUGGCAACUGGACUGCUAAGCUUCGUGAGCUUGGAGGUGAUCCUGGAGAGUCAGAGAUUGAAGUUGGUAUCAACGGCCCCUUCGGUGCACCUGCUCAACGGUUCUACGACUUCAACCACUCUAUCAUCAUUGGAGCUGGUAUUGGUGUCACGCCGUUUUCUGGUAUUCUUGCCGAUCUACAGUACAACGACGAUCUCGACCAUGGCGGCCCAAACCAUGAAGUCGAUCAUCACCGCCACGACUCCGAAACAACUGCCAUUCCACCAGCUGCUCGUCGAUCAGACUCAAGUAGCAGCGAGGAAGCAACCAAUAGCGACAAUGUCCCCGAAACGCCCACGCGACAAGGAAGCGUCGGGCCUGAUCUCAUCAAUAAAGAGAAACAGCCACAAGCCGAUAAAGCAAGCAGCUUUGCAGAAGACUACCGACGGGUCGAUUUCCACUGGAUGGUCCGUGAACGAAAUUACCUUCUCUGGCUGUCUGAUCUUCUCAACGAUGUAUCCAUGAGUCAAGACUGGCAUCGCGAGCAUGAAGAUAAACCCCAUCUCGACAUCCGCAUCAACACACACGUAACAGCCAAGCAAAAGAAGAUCUCGACUCACGUGUACCGAUGGCUAUUGGAGAUGCACCGCACAGAUGAGCAUCCUGCCUCGCCGCUCACAGGUCUUCUUAAUCCAACACACUUUGGCCGGCCCGACUUUGAUCUCAUUUUGGACGAGCAUUAUGAAGAGAUGCUCAAGUUCCGGGCGGGUAAGAGGACAAGUACAAGGGAUAAGGAGGACGAGAAUUAUGAAGAGGACGAAGAGCUCAAGGUUGGCGUGUUUUACUGCGGUGCGCCUGUUGUGGGUGAGAUUCUGGCGGAUAAGUGUCGCGAGCUCACGCUGCGGGGAUGGCAGGAUGGCAGUAAGUUGGAGUAUCACUUUAUGAUCGAGGUUUUUGGAUGA